Molecule: messenger RNA, 1446 nt
Organism: Lucilia cuprina (Australian sheep blowfly)
Lineage: Eukaryota; Metazoa; Arthropoda; Insecta; Diptera; Calliphoridae
Product: phospholipid scramblase 3
Exons: 6
Coding region: 238-1065 (275 amino acids)
Biological process (GO): plasma membrane phospholipid scrambling
Cellular component (GO): plasma membrane
Molecular function (GO): phospholipid scramblase activity
Source: RefSeq, a predicted model, not a curated record
AUUAUAAAAUUAACUAGCAAAAAUAUUGAGCAUUAAUCGAUAUGGCCUAUAAGAAAAACAAAACAGGCGUUAUCAAUAAAAAAGAAGAGUAAAAAUAUAACUGAAGCUCAUAGGCACCUGAGACCAAGAUAAUAAAUUAGUUUACCAAUUGAAAGCGUCUAGAGAACACUAUAUAGAUUUUUUAUUAAAACUUAUUUUGAAUUUUAAACGGCAGAUAUAUUAUAAAUUUAGAAAAAAAUGUUGCAAAAUGAUGCGGUACGCAAUUUACAAUAUGACAGCGAAAUACGUGUGGCCCAACAAACGAGAUCAGAACCAAGAGUUUUAGAUGGACCAGUUAGUAUAACAACCCAGCCCAGAGGUACUCAACGCAUAUCUUUACCAGUUUCGACUGUAGAACAAAAUGCCAGAAUCGGAUCCACUUAUGUACCUUUAACAGGUUACAGUUUUCUAGUAGACCUACCCUCGGUUCAUAUAGAACAAACAUUUGAACUGAAUGACUCUCUCACAUCUGUAACAUCGGAAAAUCGUUUUGUAGUCCGUUCACCUUUAGGCGAUGCCAUAUAUGCUGCUUCGGAAUACUCAACCGAGAAAAAUCGUUUAAUUUGGGGUUCUGCCCGUCCCUUUCAAAUGCAUGUCAUCGAUAAAACCUAUCAGGAGGCAAUGGUAUUUCACAAGAAAUUAUCUUUAGGUUUUAUGUGUUGUCAACCGAAAAGUUUAGAGGUAUGGAUACCACCGGGUAAUAUAUUGGGACGUAUUGUACAAUCUCCAACAAUAACAAAACCAGAGUUUUAUAUAGAGGAUGGUGCAACGAAUUCGCCCAUAUUUUGCAUUGAAGGUCCCUCAAAUUCUGGAUUUUGUUGUUUUUGUGUACCCAAAGAAACAUAUUUUAAGAUACACUCGGGUGGCGAUUUAAGGGCAUCUAUUGAUCGCAAAUGGUUGACAGGCAAAUCUCAAUAUACAACAAAUAUAUAUUACAGCGAUUCCAAGUUAAAUGCUAAGGAAAGAGCAUUAAUAUUGGGAGCAGCUUUUCUUUUGGAAUACAUGUAUUUCCAAACACGUUUCUGAGAUGGAAGUUAAUAGACAAAAUAAUUUUGUUACGAUGAUGAAGAAGAAUGCUAACUUUUUAUAACAAAUAUUCUAAGUUAUAUAUGAAACAAUCUGGAUAUUGGCAAAAUUUAAAGAAAUUUUCGACAAAAUCCUUAAAUUUACAUUAAUUUAAAAUUGAAAAAAAAAACCAAGAAAAUGUUUAGAUAUAUUUUUAAAAUUUUUUUUAUUUUAUUUUUUGUUUGUUAUUUCAAACAUUUUAUUUUUUUUUUUACUUUUUCAAUUGUGUUUCUUUCUUCACAUACACAAAAUAAUUACAAAUAAUGUAAUUAUAUAUAUAGUUAUUUACUAUAAAGUUUAUAUAUAUUAAUAUUGUAUAUAUUAAUAUUGUUAAUGAUAUAC